CCGCCCCAAAACCCCGCGGCCCCAUAAGUCGCCAUGGCCGAGGAGGAGCUGGAGGCGGUGCUGAACGGGACGGGGUGGGACGUGGGGGGCGGCUUAUGGGGCGGCACCGAACCCCAAAGCCCCGUGAGACUCGGGAGCAGCGUGUGCUACGUGGUGCUGGCCGUGAUCUUCAAUGCCGAGGGCUCCAUACUGCUGGUGCAGGAGUCCAAGCCGUGUUGCCGUGGGCUGUGGUAUCUCCCCGCCGGUCGCGUUGAUCCCAAUGAGAACCUGGUGGGGGCGCUGCUGCGGGAGGUGCGGGAGGAGUCGGGGCUGCGCUGUGAGCCCGUCUCAUUGUUGGCUGUGGAGGAGCGCGGACACGCGUGGGUUCGGUUCGUCUUCAUGGCCCGGCCCACGGGUGAGUGGGUACAGGGGGUAAUGGGGGGUAAUGGGGUAAUAGGGGGUCUAUCGCUGCCCUAA
This is a messenger RNA of Coturnix japonica (Japanese quail), 456 nucleotides long. Lineage: Eukaryota; Metazoa; Chordata; Aves; Galliformes; Phasianidae. The record is from RefSeq and is a predicted model, not a curated record.